Molecule: messenger RNA, 903 nt
Organism: Cavenderia fasciculata
Lineage: Eukaryota; Evosea; Eumycetozoa; Acytosteliales; Cavenderiaceae
Exons: 4
Coding region: 1-903 (300 amino acids)
Molecular function (GO): protein binding
Source: RefSeq, a predicted model, not a curated record
AUGACUACUACUACUAAUACAAUAACCACCACUACCACCACUACAUUUCAUAGUAUAUUCAUAUCUAAAUAUAUUAGACAUUUGAUAUUCAAUUAUAUCGGUGAUAUAUCAAAUCGAUUGUAUAAAGGUACAACUACUUAUGAUACCGGUAGACAACAACGAUCAUUAGUUGGAAGAGAUAUAAUCAAUCUACCUAAUCUAGAAAUGAUAUCACACUUUGCAAUGCCUUGGCAGUUUGUUUGUCAUUAUCUACCAACUGCAUAUAAUGACAUUAGUGAAAUACCAUUGAAUAAAAGAAAAGGAGUAAUCUCUCAAUACUGUUUUCAUCCAAAUGCAACAUUUGAUACACUCUUACAUCUAUUAGAUUGGUCACCUGGUAUAGACUUUGAUUGGAGAUACUUGGAAAUGGCCUUUGACAGUAGGGAUAUUAAAAAUCAAGAGAUAUUAGAGUAUAUAAUCAAUAGAUGUCCUAUAGAUAAUCGAUACAUUCUCAAUGAUUUAAGUAUAAGAGCAUUCGAGAAUGGUAAUCUCCCAAUUAUCAAAUUGAUACAUUCUACCAAAGGUGUAAAACUAGAUGGUGAACCAAUGGAAACAGCUAGUCGUGAAGGAUUCAUUGAUAUUGUAAAAUAUUUACACGAAAAUAUAGUUAAAGAAUGUACUACCGAUGCAAUGGAUUUGGCAGCAUCUAAUGGCCACUUGAAAGUUGUAAAGUUUCUACAUUUUAAUAGAAGUGAGGGUUGUACAAAAGAUGCUCUAAGUAUGUCUGCAAAGUAUGGUUAUAUAGAUAUUGUUCAAUUCUUGGUUGAACAUCGUAAAGAAGGAAACAUUAAAGAGGCUAUGGAAUAUGCCUUUAAUAGAGGUCACAAAGAUAUCUAUAAGUUUCUUCAAUCAGUAUCAGAGUAA